Schistosoma margrebowiei is the source of this 4066-nucleotide messenger RNA. The record is from the annotation of a GenBank genome assembly. NCBI's taxonomy places the organism in Eukaryota, Metazoa, Platyhelminthes, Trematoda, Strigeidida, Schistosomatidae.
UGACUAUCGACUUCCUCAUCAAAUCAUCAACAAGUGGAACUUAUUAACUCAACAUGUGAUUGAAGCUCCAUCUUACGACACUUUCAAAGGGAAGUUGGAUCAACUGAGAGGCCGUAAUUGCCCGGACUAACACAGGCCAACAAGCCUUCUGUUCUUUCCAAAAUGAAACUGAUGGGAAACAGAAUACCUUAAGCGGGCUAUUGAAGUUUGGACGUCCCCUCAAGGCUAGUCAUUCAAAGUAAAUUGUACCGUAAAUGUCCUAGCCUCAAUAAUUAUUGGGUGCCUAAGACCCAUGAACUGCAAACACGAGAAAAUCAGUCUGGCUUUAGGCCUGGUCAUGGCUGUAGUGACCACAUAUUCAACAUUUGUCAGGUUUUAGAACACAGGCUUGCUUAUCGGCGUCCAACAAUGAUGGCUUUUUUUUUACUUCAAAGCAGCAUUUGACUCCGUAGAUCGAGAGGUUCUAUGACAGUGUCUGUCAUUGCAAGUUUAACCUCAGAAGUACAUAGACCUUUUGAAGUCUAUUUACUUGAACACCAACGGCCGAGUCGGAGCUUAUGACGAACUAGUUCAGAUGACAGCUGUCAUCUGAUUUUGCAACCUCAAGUGGUGUCCGGCAAGGCUGUCAGUUAUGUCUAUUUUCGUUUAACUUCAUCAUAGACAUACUGUUGAAAAUAACGUUUUCGUCGACUGAAUUUUCGGGCAUUGAUUUCCUUCCAGGUGGUUCACUUAUGGACUUAGAAUAUCCAGAUGACAUAGUCUUGUUUGAUAAAGACGCUGAUAAAAUGCAGUCUUUUGGCCGCACUGAGCAACAGUGCCAGGAUGUUUGGGAUGCGUUUCUCUCUCUCUAAAUGCAAGUUAUUUCAGGACUGAUCUGCGUCAACACCUGAACUAAGGAUAGGGAGUGAAGUAGUCUGAUCAGCCCUAAUGGGUUGAUGUCUGACGAAAUCUCAACACAGAUUCAGAACGCUCGUUUGACUUUUUCCGACUUGCUUCACCUAUUGCGAAGGCGAGAUAUCCGUUUAUUAAUUGAGGGACGAAUAUACUGUGUAGUAGUUCGUUCUGUUCUACUUUAUGGCUGCGAAACGUGGCCACUAAGAGUAGAAGAUACUCGCAAGUUGCUUGCAUUUGAUCGACGAUGUCUUAUAAAUAUCGCUCGUAUCUGCUGGGAUCGCUGGGUAAGUAAUAGUGAGGUUAGAGUUAGGGUAUUGGGGAAUGAUGGUAAAUCAGUUGAUGAGGUUGUGAAUCUUCAUCGACUGAGGUGGUUGGGUCACGUGUCACGUAUGCCUGAACACUAAUUACCACUACGUGCAAUGCUGAUUAGUGUUGGCGAUGAUUGGUAGAGAGUUAGGGGGUGGACAAACCAAAACCUGGUAUCAGUGCUUGAAGUCACUAACUAUUAGUCUGAUCCAUGUUGGUAGAUGUAGACCACGUAGUUGGGGUCCGCGUAACCAUCGUAAUCAAUGGUCGGAGUGACAUGGCUCAGAAUCGAUCACAGUAGAGUAGGUGUAUACACUCUUUGUUUUCCCUUAAACUAUGACAUUAAAAUUGCUUUAUAUUUUUCUACCAACCAAUUCUUUCUUCCUGUGCUAUAUCCUUAUAUGCAAUCCUUCUUUUAUAUAUUACCACCAUUGAAUUAACUACUAUGCAUUCGGUGUUCAUCUUGUUGUGCUAAUAAGGUGUGGCAACUUGGACCGAUGCAUAUAUCUGCCUAGUCCUACGUUGUAGCUGACUUACCGACUGAUUUCGAGAGGAAGAGCUGACUGUCCCCACCCUCAGCCGUACCGGGGCAUUUGGGGGCAAAAGUAUGUACUACAACUAAUGUUGAAGUGUUUAUAUAUGUACAGUUUGUAUCAACUUCUUAAACUCCCAGUUCUUAUUUGUUUUUACUUUUCCAGAUAUUUAACAACUUUUGAUCAUACCGUACACUCAACUAAUGAUUAGCUAUGGAUUUUUCUCAGCUUGAUAAAGUUCGAUCUUUAAUUGAAGUGGACCAUUGUUACACAUCUUCAAGUAAAAGUAAUUGUGAUAGUGAUAACGAAAUAUUCAACUUGUCACCUUACCAUUCAAAUAUUGAAGUAGAAGAAAGUUGCUUAGAUGUUGGUGGGCCUGCUACUAGAUGUUCAUUUGAAGAGGAAAGAGUUAAUCAAAAUCUAUCAUUCACUAAUUGUUCGUCUGUGCCUGAGUUAUGUCAAAGGUUUCCUACAAAACAACCCAAAGAUGAUAACCAUACGUGGGUUUUGUGUGAAAAAAGGCAUUUGAAUCAGAUUUUAUCAUCUCUGACAAAAGUUUUGAGAAAUGAAUACUUUUACUGCUCUCAAUUUCAUGAUAUUAAACGCCUAAAUGUAUACAAGGAACUUAGUCUUCAUCGUGCUGCUAAUACUCUGAGAAGAAUAUUCGCUGACCUUUUUUGGCACAUAGAAAAAUGUCACAGCAUUCACCUAUGGUGUGUAAAAAAUCUUUCAGAAACUCUGUUAUCAAUUUAUCGUUCAGUUUUUUGUAUAUUAUGGAGAAAAAAUAAGGUUAAUCCAUUAUUGAAAGUGCUCAAUACGACUCUGCAAGAACGCUAUGUGGAUGAUGUAAUAGUUAAUCGAUUCUUAUCUGACUUCAGAUCAUCUGUCAAUGAUGAAUGCAACGACGGUGUAAAAAAAACUUUGGUGCAGUCUUCUUCACGAUCCAUCAUUACAAAGAAUAUACCUACUCAGAUAUCUUCAAAUCGUUCAACACUUGGCGACGGAAUAGUUCUAGCAUGUAUGACUUUUCCGGGAUCUCGUGACAGUAAACGAUUACAAAAAUUAAUCAGUUUACUCGGUGAAAUUGGACGAAUUAAUUUAGAAGAUCAUGAAGAACAAAUAUGUGAUAGUAUGAGACUUCGAUUACGAUUAUUUGUCCGACGUGUUAUUAAUUUGCUUGAUGAAUACAAAAAUGAAUCUAUUUAUCUAGUUAGCUUCGGUGUUGGUUCGUUACUUAUGUUAUUAUCUGUUAUACAUAUACUCUCGUUAAAUAAUUCUCGUUCAGAAAAUAAUUAUACUAAUCGAACAAGUAUAAAUGGAAUUAUUUGUGUCGGUUUACCAUUAAUUGGUUUAAGAGGUAAACGAGGUGAAUUGAAUGAUCCACUCCUAUCGAUACCAGCUUUACCAAUAUUAUUUAUCAUAGGCGCUAGAAGUCGACUUGGUGGUUAUAAAGAAGCAAUUGAAUUUCGAAAGAGAUUAUUCAAUGCUAGACGAAGACAACGUCCACUAACUUCUCGAAUCGAUAAUAAUGACAAUGAUAAUUUAAUUCAUAUGAAUUAUACUAACCAAUUUCGACACAAAAUCAAUGGAUCAUCUAGCAUCACUGCUACUAAUACUACUACUGUUGUUCAUGAUGAUAAUGAUGAAUUGAAUUCGAUCUCACCAACUUUUGAUUUAUUAGUGAUUGGAGGCGCCGACCAUUUACUUCGAAUGCAACCGUCUGCAUGUAGACGUUGGUGUACUACACAAAGUACAGUAGAUAUUAGAAUGAUAAAUGCUAUCAAAAAGUUUAUUUGUAAAACUAGAAUACAACCAUUUGAAAAGUUAUCCAUGGACUUUAUGUUAUCCCCAUCAACUCCCAGUGGUAAGAGAUGAUCAUGACUUGAUAUUAUGUUGACAACAAUAACACAUUCAUAAUCAUUAAAUCCAGAUUUUUGUUUUUACGCUACAUUGGUAAGAACAUAAUACAAUUCAACAAUUUCUUUUGAAUAUCAUCAGAGAGCGGAAAUAAUGUAUAACCAUAUGCAAAAGUUUACAUCGUUUUGAUUAGUAUCAACAUGAUGAUACAUGCUAUCGUCCAUAUUUCUUCAAGAAAAAAACAACCUCUGAAAUAAUUGGAUUCAAAUGGAAUAGAGAAUUAUUUAAGAUAUGAUUUUUAGUAGACGAGAAAUAAACACUGAGGUGUAUAAUAUUAAUAUUUUUGUAUUUCGAGUUAUUUACAUUGUGAAUUUUGUAUAAUAGUUGUGAAUAAAUAAUAUUACUUGUUAAUUUUUCAAAUUCUCAAACAUGAAUAACUGUACUCAAACCACAAUACAUUUUAAUAACCUUGUAUA